AUGGCAACUGACGUCGAAUCCCCCCCGGAGGUCAACGACGCGGUUACUUCGGUCGCCGGUGCGAUCAGGAAUGCCAUCCCGAUUAGGGUCGAUCCGCCCUCUCACGCCAACGGACAGGCCGUUUCCUCCUCCUCCGUCGUCCUCACGAAGUACGCGAGCUACGACGAAUUACGACGCGCACGUCUCCGAAAAGACCCGCAUAUCGCCUUACGACGCGAGCUGGAGGCGCUUCAGAAGGUCCCCAAACCGCGAGACGACUUCGCCGUGCUUUCGGAUGCCAUUAUCGAGGGGAUCCUGCGCUGUUACGAGGCCACCGCGCCGGCGGUCGUUCAGCUCGCCGCGACCUGCCAUCGUCUGCGGCGGCUUUCUCUUUCGUUGGUCGUUUUAGAAGGGGUCUGCGUCGUGCCGGAGAUGAUCCCCUACGCCCGACUCGCCAGCCUCGAUCGCGUCGUGCGGGGCUCGUUGAUGCAGUAUCUCGGCAACCCUGGCCGACGCGCGCGGAUGCGGCGGUUGGGUUUGGUGAAUCUCAAACAAUUCCCCCCGUUGCUGACGAAAUCGGCGCUUCCGUGGUUGAACCCGAUCGCCGCCCUGCAGCUCGUCGCGCAGCUCCCGCAUCUUUCCUUUUUGGAUCUCCGUGGCGUCCGUUGGCGGCGGAGUGCCGAGACGAGCCUGGGGUUGCAGCAUUUUUUGGAGGAUUUGCACCUCGUCGCGCCGAGCUUGGCGGUGUUGAAGGUCGACGCGGAGUUGCUGGGGUCGUGGGCGGCCGGGUGGUGGCAUUGGCAUCCCCAUUUGCACACCUUGGUGGUGGGUUCCCGCGCCGGGGAAGGGGCGCGGCAGGCCGCCCCCGCGAUCACCCUCCCGGCGGAUCUCUUCACGAUGCUCGGCGGCCCCGACGGCGGAUUGCCGCGGCGGUGGACCCUGAAGGUGUGGGAUCCCUUAAGCGUGGAGUCGUUGAAGCAGCUUUUGAUGCCGGAUGAACCGCUCAGUCAGCUUCAGGUGCUUUUGGUGAACUUUCUGGGAAAUUGCGCCUCGGUGGAGGGGAAGGAGCGCACCGCACGGGUCUUUUCGGACGCCAUCCUCAUCGAUACGAUGCAGUCCAAGACGUCUAAAACUAAACGGGCGACCUCACCAGGGAUGGAGGCGGCCGAUCCCGUGCUGUUUCCUAGUUUGGAGUCGAUCACCAUCGUGGAGGUGGAGGAGUAUUCGUUAGUAGCGGUGGGGGUCUUUGCGAGGCUUUUGGUAACGGCACCAAACUUGGUGAAUUUCAACAUAUGCAACCCAAUCCGGGUGCCCUCGUCGAAUGGAGCAAAGGAUAAAUCCAAGGAGUCACAAAUUUGA
Messenger RNA from Phytomonas sp. EM1, 1338 nucleotides. Lineage: Eukaryota; Euglenozoa; Kinetoplastea; Trypanosomatida; Trypanosomatidae. The record is from the annotation of a GenBank genome assembly.